AUAUAAUCUAUGCUUGUAAGCGCCCUCUCAUAGAGCUUCGGUACUUGUCACUCCACUAUUCCCCUACUGGCAUUGAAUCCUGUGAAACCGUGAACCUUACCAGUACACUCUGCCUAAUUCGAAGACCAUCUACCUGCAUCUAGCCGGAAUCAGUCAUGUCUUGUGCGACAGCGCAGUCUUGUGAGGAUGCGGUUGUCGUCGUAGACCGGAAGGUUCUACACAGCGCCGCCAAUCCCAAGUGUUGUUGCACCCAGGAGGAUUCGAGCCCCGCCCCCGCUGCCUCCCCAGCGGCUCCGGAGCCCAUGUGCAUGGAGCAGCUGCUCUCCCAGCUGCAAGUCGCCUUCGAGGCUGAGAAGGCGCAGGGCCAUGUGAUCGACAACAACCAGGACCCCGAGUCCUUCAGAAAGCUCAACAACACCGUGCAGGGACUCCUCAAGGCCUACACCUCGUGUAACAGCCGUGACUGGCAGCAGUACGCGCUGUUCAACGAUGUGCACUACGUGCGCAACCUGGUGCAUGCCAACGAGGACUUUGAGCUCAUCGUGCUUUGUUGGAAGUCGGGCCAGGUGUCCCGCGUGCACAACCACGGCUCCUCGCAUUGCUGGCUGGCGGUGCUGGACGGCCGCAUGCGCGAGGCGCAGUACCGGCGGGCCGACGGACUGCCCACCGGCACCAACAACCCGCAGGAGCAGGCGGGGAGCCAGGUGGAGGUGGAGCUUACACACAGCACUGACAUGCAGGUUGGCGACGUGGGCUACAUCAACGACCACCUGGCGCUGCACAAUGUGGGCUGCUUCACCGGCCCCGAGGAGCUGCGGACGCAGCAGACGGCCGACAGCGGCAGCGAGGGGCAGGCGGGCGGCUGGCGGCUGGAGGGCGGCGUCACGUUGCACCUCUACUCGCCGCCCAUCCGCCGUGUAAAGAUCUACGAGGAGGGCACGGUUCUGGAGCGCACGCCGGGCUACUAUUCUAAGGGCGGCGUGCGGCUGUAGGUGUGGGCUAACACAGGUGGUCUAGGUGGCUCAGGGUGUAGAUAGGCUGUUGAGCAGGGAUGGUGACUGUGGAAGAACGCUCGUAUCAUACGCCAGCUGGUACAGUUCUUUAGAUCAUCAAUCGUACCUGUGUGUUAGGUCAUCAAUUGUACCUGUGUGUGCGACGGAUGCGUGACUGACUUGUAGUAUUGAUCUUAGGCACUUCAUGAUUCACACGCGGUUUGUUGAUGGAGCAUGAAUAAACAUCCGGCAGGCUGCCUACUUCUGUGGGCUGUGGUGCAGCCCAAGGUCAUUUGGGUACGGGAGUCUUGGUGUGAGCUGUAGGGCAGCAUAAUAAUGUCUCUGCAAUGACGGGAUCGAUAAGAGCCGCGGCGGUCCCCACUGCCCAUCGGCGGUGUGCAUUUGCAUUGUGCAUCCUUAUUUAUUGGAAGGGUGACCCGUGGGUCACAUCCAUUUAUAUGAACCCGUGGAUGUCACAGAUACCAUGUUGCUUUCAGAUAAAUAUAAAGAAGCCCUUCCAGUAGGCGAGUUGGAUAUAUAUAUUCAGAGUGUACGGGGCCAUACAGCCGUACAUGGGCC
This is a messenger RNA of Astrephomene gubernaculifera, 1571 nucleotides long. The record is from the annotation of a GenBank genome assembly. Lineage: Eukaryota; Viridiplantae; Chlorophyta; Chlorophyceae; Chlamydomonadales; Astrephomenaceae.